UCAGAUCUCGGUUUCCUCCCCGUCCUCGCCGCGCUUCUCUUUCUCUCUCCCUUUUCCUCACCCCUCCGUGGAAUCGUCUACAGGGUUCCACUCCAGAUCUAGCGGGGGCGCCUUCGGAUCCCUUCUCGUCCUCCUCCGGCCGCCGGAACCCUAGCUCAGGCCCGAUUAAGCUGCCAUGGCCGCUGCCAACGCCCCAAUCGUGAUGCGGGAGGUCCUGACGCUUCCGAGCAUCGGGAUCAAUUCUCAGUUCAUCACGUUUACGCACGUUACGAUGGAAUCGGAUAAGUAUAUAUGCGUCAGGGAGACCUCUCCGCAGAAUAGCGUGGUUAUUGUCGAUAUGAACAUGCCCAUGCAGCCGUUGAGGAGGCCAAUCACUGCUGACUCUGCUUUGAUGAAUCCCAACAGCAGAAUUCUUGCUCUCAAGGCUCAAAUACCUGGAACCACUCAGGAUCACUUGCAGGUAUUCAAUAUUGAGGCAAAGACUAAAAUUAAAUCUCAUCAGAUGCCUGAGCAGGUGGUCUUUUGGAAGUGGAUCACCCCAAAGAUGUUGGGUCUGGUUACGCAAACUUCAGUCUAUCAUUGGUCAAUAGAAGGUGAAUCAGAGCCUGUUAAAAUGUUUGAUAGGGCUGCUAAUUUGACAAACAAUCAAAUCAUUAACUACAAGUGUGAUCCCACUGAGAAAUGGCUGGUUCUUAUUGGAAUUGCACCAGGUGCUCCAGAGAGACCACAACUGGUUAAAGGCAAUAUGCAGCUUUUUUCUGUGGAGCAGCAGCGCAGUCAGGCACUUGAGGCACAUGCAGCAUCCUUCGCAUCAUUUAAGGUGGUUGGGAAUGAGAAACCAUCCAUUCUUAUUUGUUUUGCCUCAAAGACAAGUAAUGCUGGACAAAUUAGUUCAAAGUUGCAUAUUAUUGAACUAGGAGCCCAACCAGGAAAACCAGGUUUCACAAAGAAACAAGCAGAUCUGUUCUUCCCACCAGAUUUUGCAGAUGACUUUCCUGUGGCAAUGCAGAUCUCCCAAAAGUACAGUUUGAUAUACGUCAUCACAAAGCUUGGCCUGUUGUUUGUGUAUGAUCUGGACACAGCAACAGCAGUUUACAGAAAUCGAAUUAGUCCAGAUCCUAUAUUUCUUACAACAGAGGCUUCAAAUGUGGGUGGCUUUUAUGCAGUCAAUAGGAGGGGCCAGGUUCUUCUGGCUACUGUCAAUGAAGCAACCAUUGUGCCAUUUGUUAGUGGCCAAUUGAACAAUCUUGAGCUUGCUGUUAACCUUGCCAAACGAGGGAACCUUCCUGGAGCAGAGAAUUUGGUUGUGCAAAGAUUCCAAGAACUAUUUUCCCAGACAAAGUAUAAGGAAGCUGCUGAGCUUGCUGCAGAAUCUCCGCAAGGCAUUCUUCGAACUCCAGAGACUGUUGCAAAGUUUCAGAGUGUUCCAGUUCAAGCUGGGCAAACACCACCACUGUUGCAGUAUUUUGGAACAUUAUUAACAAAAGGAAAGCUUAAUGCUUUUGAGUCUUUGGAGCUAUCUCGCCUUGUUGUGAACCAGAACAAAAAGAAUCUACUGGAAAAUUGGUUGGCUGAAGACAAGCUUGAGUGCAGUGAAGAACUUGGGGAUCUUGUGAAGACCGUGGACAAUGAUCUUGCACUGAAAAUCUAUAUAAAAGCAAGGGCUACUCCUAAAGUUGUUGCUGCUUUUGCGGAAAGAAGGGAGUUUGAUAAGAUUCUUAUUUACUCAAAUCAGGUUGGCUACACGCCAGAUUAUCUCUUCCUUCUGCAGACCAUUCUGAGGUCAGAUCCUCAGGCAGCAGUUAAUUUUGCUCUAAUGAUGUCACAAAUGGAGGGAGGCUGCCCAGUGGAUUACAAUACAAUUACUGAUCUUUUUCUUCAGAGAAAUAUGAUUCGAGAGGCAACAAGGUUCCUGUUAGAUGUCCUGAAGCCCAAUCUUCCUGAGCAUGCUUUUCUCCAAACCAAGGUUUUAGAGAUCAAUUUGGUGACAUAUCCAAAUGUUGCAGAUGCGAUAUUGGCUAAUGGAAUGUUCAGUCACUAUGAUCGCCCUAGGAUUGCUCAGUUAUGUGAAAAGGCUGGUUUAUAUGUGCGAGCUCUUCAGGUAGGAUAUGCUGCAGAGAAUAAUUUCAGGCAAGUUUUUGUGUUGCAUAUUAUUAAACAAUUGUACAUUAUUCUGCAGCAUUACACAGAGUUGCCUGAUAUAAAACGUGUCAUCGUGAACACUCACGCCAUUGAGCCACAGGCACUUGUCGAGUUCUUUGGGACACUUUCCAAGGAAUGGGCACUGGAGUGUAUGAAGGAUCUUUUGCUUGUUAAUUUGAGAGGCAACCUUCAGAUAAUUGUGCAGACUGCCAAAGAAUAUUCUGAGCAGUUAGGUGUGGAUGCCUGCAUAAAACUAUUUGAGCAAUUUAAGUCUUAUGAAGGCCUUUACUUCUUUUUGGGAUCUUAUUUAAGCUCCAGUGAGGAUUCUGAUAUACACUUCAAGUAUAUCGAGGCUGCAGCAAAAACUGGACAGUUAAAAGAAGUUGAACGUGUAACAAGGGAAUCUAACUUCUAUGAUCCCGAAAAAACAAAGAAUUUCCUGAUGGAAGCCAAACUUCCAGAUGCAAGACCCCUGAUCAAUGUUUGUGACCGUUUUGGUUUUGUUCCAGACUUGACUCACUAUUUAUAUACGAACAACAUGCUUCGAUAUAUUGAAGGCUAUGUACAAAAGGUAAAUCCAGGAAAUGCUCCGUUGGUUGUUGGGCAGUUGCUAGAUGAUGAAUGUCCUGAAGAUUUUAUUAAAGGUCUGAUUCUUUCCGUCCGUUCUCUCCUGCCAGUUGAACCUCUUGUGGCUGAGUGUGAGAAAAGGAAUCGUCUGCGGUUGCUCACACAAUUUCUGGAACAUCUUGUCAGCGAAGGGAGCCAGGAUGUGCAUGUCCAUAAUGCACUGGGAAAGAUUAUCAUAGACAGCAAUAAUAAUCCAGAGCAUUUUCUAACUACUAAUCCAUACUAUGAUUCACGUGUUGUUGGUAAAUAUUGUGAAAAGCGGGACCCUACUCUUGCAGUUGUUGCAUACAGACGAGGCCAAUGUGAUGAUGAACUAAUAAAUGUCACUAACAAAAAUUCACUGUUCAAAUUGCAAGCCAGAUAUGUUGUCGAGAGGAUGGAUGCCGAUUUAUGGGAGAAAGUCCUCCAACCAGAAAAUGAAUACAGAAGACAACUCAUUGAUCAAGUUGUUUCGACUGCUUUGCCUGAGAGCAAGAGCCCUGAGCAAGUCUCUGCUGCUGUUAAAGCUUUCAUGACCGCUGAUCUUCCACAUGAACUUAUUGAACUACUUGAGAAGAUUGUGCUACAGAAUUCUGCCUUCAGUGGGAAUUUCAAUCUGCAAAACCUGCUGAUAUUAACAGCUAUUAAAGCAGAUCCACCUAGGGUCAUGGAUUACAUUAAUAGAUUAGACAAUUUUGAUGGCCCAGCAGUUGGUGAGGUAGCAGUUGAAGCACAAUUAUAUGAAGAAGCCUUUGCCAUCUUCAAGAAAUUCAACUUAAAUGUGCAGGCUGUCAAUGUCCUUCUGGACAACAUCCAAAGCAUAGAGCGGGCUGUAGAAUUUGCUUUCCGUGUUGAGGAAGAUGCUGUAUGGAGCCAGGUUGCAAAAGCUCAGUUACGGGAAGGGUUAGUAAGUGAUGCAAUUGAGUCAUUCAUUCGUGCAGAUGAUGAAACGCAGUUCCAUGAUGUUAUUCGGGCUGCUGAAGAUGCUAAUGUUUACCAUGACUUGGUGAAGUACUUGUUGAUGGUGAGGCAAAAGGUUAAAGAGCCGAAAGUGGAUGGUGAACUGAUAUUUGCAUAUGCUAAGAUUGAUAGGCUAGGUGAAAUUGAGGAGUUCAUUCUAAUGCCAAAUGUUGCUAAUCUUCAAAACGUCGGCGACCGCUUAUUUGAUGAUGCUCUUUAUGAAGCUGCUAAGAUCAUAUUUGCUUUCAUUUCUAACUGGGCAAAGUUGGCUUGUACCCUCGUUAAACUAAAGCAGUUUCAGGGUGCCGUUGAUGCAGCUCGUAAGGCAAAUAGCUCAAAGACAUGGAAGGAAGUUUGUUUUGCUUGUGUGGAUGCUGAGGAGUUCCGCUUGGCACAAAUAUGUGGUCUGAAUAUAAUUAUCCAGGUGGAUGACCUGGAAGAGGUCAGUGACUAUUAUCAGAACAGAGGCUGCUUUAAUGAGUUAAUUUCUCUCAUGGAAAGUGGCCUUGGUUUAGAACGUGCGCAUAUGGGCAUCUUUACAGAGCUGGGAGUCUUAUAUGCUAGAUAUAGGCCAGAGAAACUUAUGGAGCACAUUAAACUUUUCUCAACUCGAUUGAACAUUCCCAAGCUUAUCCGUGUUUGUGAUGAGCAACAUCAUUGGAAAGAGCUUACAUAUUUGUAUAUUCAGUAUGAUGAAUUUGAUAAUGCAGCAACAACUAUAAUGAACCAUUCUCCAGAUGCCUGGGAUCAUAUGCAGUUCAAAGAUGUUAUUGUUAAAGUUGCAAAUGUUGAGCUAUAUUACAAGGCUGUGCAUUUCUACCUGCAAGAACAUCCCGACCUCAUUAAUGAUGUUCUCCAUGUGCUUGCACUUCGUGUGGACCACACACGUGUCGUGGAUAUUAUGCGAAAGGCUGGUUACUUGCAUAUAGUGAAGCCAUAUAUGGUUGCAGUUCAAAGUAACAAUGUAGCUGCUGUUAAUGAAGCACUGAAUGAAAUCUAUGUUGAGGAGGAAGACUAUGAUAGAUUACGUGAAUCAGUUGACUUGCAUGAUAACUUUGAUCAGAUAGGCCUUGCACAGAGGAUUGAAAAGCAUGAGCUUCUUGAGAUGAGGAGGAUUGCAGCAUACAUUUACAAGAAAGCUGGGAGAUGGAAGCAGUCAAUUGCAUUGUCCAAGAAGGACAACCUUUACAAGGAUGCUAUGGAGACAUGUUCACAAUCUGGUGACCGUGAACUUUCUGAAGAAUUGCUUGUUUAUUUUAUUGAACAGGGAAAGAAGGAAUGCUUUGCCUCGUGUCUCUUCAUUUGUUAUGACUUGAUCCGUCCUGAUGUUGCCCUUGAACUGGCCUGGAUGAACAACAUGAUUGAUUUUGCCUUUCCGUACCUUUUACAGUUUAUUCGCGAGUACACUAGUAAAGUUGACGAACUUGUGAAGGAUAAGAUUGAGGCACAAAAUGAAGUUAAAUCUAAAGAAAAGGAAGAGAAGGAUUUGGUUGCACAGCAGAAUAUGUAUGCACAGUUGCUGCCUCUUGCUCUACCAGCACCACCUAUGCCCGGUAUGGGAGCACCGAGCAUGGGUGGAUCUUAUCCAGUUCCACCACCAAUGCCCGGUAUGGGAAUGCCUCCAAUGCCACCAUUUGGCAUGCCUCCUAUGGGGAGCUACUGAGAAGUUUCGGGAUCGGCAUAGCUUGUAAGGUGGAAAUGUGGGUUGUUUUGAUGUAUUCUGGUGGUGCAGUUGAUCAAGUCUCGUGGUGCAGUUGAUCAAGGCUGUUGGUCUUGUUUUAUACCUCUUUGAUAUUUGUUUCUGGUAGCUUUGAGUUUGGUUGCUAGAGGCCGAACUGAGGAUUUUGUAUCUCUAUAAACUUUUAAGAUCGAAGACUAAUGUCUAGACUUGAGACAUGAAAGAUCAGCGCCACAUGUAUAGGUUCUCUUGAUGCUGAGAAAACCAUUGUUAUUUUCAUUUUUUUGUAUUAAUCAGAUUUAUUGGAUGACCUGAUGCUAUAUAUCUGUAUGCCGCAUUGCUUGUUAA
This is a messenger RNA of Musa acuminata AAA Group (dessert banana), 5734 nucleotides long. RefSeq names its product clathrin heavy chain 1. Gene Ontology annotation, molecular function: clathrin light chain binding; structural molecule activity. The transcript is spliced from 29 exons. Lineage: Eukaryota; Viridiplantae; Streptophyta; Magnoliopsida; Zingiberales; Musaceae. Gene Ontology annotation, cellular component: clathrin coat of coated pit; Golgi apparatus; plasma membrane. The record is from RefSeq and is a predicted model, not a curated record. Gene Ontology annotation, biological process: intracellular protein transport; receptor-mediated endocytosis. The coding region runs from base 176 to 5371 and encodes 1731 amino acids.